AUGGAUGCCACCAUUAUUCCAGUAUAUGGGAAUGGAAAAAGCGAAAAUAGCUGCCAGUACCAGUUGUAUGAAUCUUGCUUGGAGGUCCCCCCAAGGCCUCAAGCACACAGGGUUGAGAGUGUAAGACAACAGCGCAUCAAUCAGCGUAGAGUUCCUCCACUUGAAGAAAGAAUCCAGCAACUCAGAAAUAUAAUUGAUGCAAUGAGUGACCGAACUCAGUCUCCUGAUGCUGGUGAUAUGAAUGCUACAUCAGGAAGAAGCAGUAGACUUCCCACUGCAGAGAGGGUGGGAAAUCAGCAGCGUAUUCCCUAUCAAAUUUCAAGACUUAUAUUGCAGCGAGCUGCUGCCUUUUCUUCAUUUUCAUCUGCAUUGACUUCUGCAAUGGAUUCUGCAGAGAGGAUAGUUGAGGACCUUGAAGCAGCUGUUGACUUGAGAAGAAGCAAUCCAGCGCCAUCACAUAUCGUUGAUGGACAAUUACCUUCUAAUGUUCCUGCUGUUGCUCAACCAGACAGCCCGACUCGACAUAUCACUGCUGAAAUCAAUUCUACAGUAUCCCCUUCAGCUACAUCACCCAGAGCGGUGGAUGUUACUGCUAAUCUUGUAUCUCUUGAAAACCAGACAACAGAUACUGCUAGAGACUUCAAUUCAAGAGCAACCUCUUCAUCUCCAUCUUCCAGAAGAAUAAAUGAACCAUCAGGAACUUCAGAUGUUGAUGCUGGAGUUUCUCAUCCAUCAAGAAGGAGAAGGUUGGAAUGAUGUGGUCUUUUAAACAAGAUUAAAGAAAAUAUGAGGUUUGUUAUCCCCUGUUGUUGCAGUGGAAAUUUGUUCUCUAUACAUAAAAAUGUUGGAAUGAUUAAUCAUGGAACUUUUUUUAUCAUUGUACAUGUUGUGCUCAGCUGUAACAGAUUGAUUGAAUAUGUUGGCUGAUUAUAGAGAAAUAUUUGACUUCCUCCUCUAA
Messenger RNA from Carica papaya (papaya), 958 nucleotides. RefSeq lists its product as uncharacterized. Gene Ontology annotation, cellular component: endoplasmic reticulum. Gene Ontology annotation, molecular function: ubiquitin protein ligase activity. The record is from RefSeq and is a predicted model, not a curated record. Gene Ontology annotation, biological process: ubiquitin-dependent protein catabolic process. NCBI's taxonomy places the organism in Eukaryota, Viridiplantae, Streptophyta, Magnoliopsida, Brassicales, Caricaceae.